UUUUUUUUUGAAUUUUCCCUUUGAAAAUUCCCGGCCGACUUUUCUUCCCCUAAUUUAUCCCUCUCGUCUUCCUCCGGUCCCCGACCCAAGUCCUCCCUUGCCUUCCAAGUUUCCGAUCGAGGAAGGAAUUAAGUAAGGGGAAGCCAAUGGCGAGUUCUUUGAAAGAAUACCUAAAAAGAUACGAGACCAAAAACGAAGAAGAGGAGCAGAAGAAGAAAAGGAAGAAAAAGAAGAAAACUAAACCCGAAUCAUCAGGUGUUCUAGUGGUGGAUGAAGACCCAGUGUGGCAGAAACCUGUUAAUCUCGAAGAAGAUGAGGGCAAUGAUUCGCCUGAUGAGAAGCCACUAGUGGAUGAAGAUAUAGAAGUAAAAAGAAUGAAAAGGCUAGAGCAGAUUAGGUUGAGGAGGGGCUACAAUGCCAUUGCCGAAGAUGGUAGUGGUUGGGUCUCGCUUUCUCCUAAACACGCUAAUAUGGUGGAUCCUAAUUCUGAUAUUUCCCCUCCUCGUAGGCAGCGGACACGAAAUGACACACCUUCUCCAGAACCUGGGUUGAGGCAUUCAAACUCUGAAAUAGAAGCUAAGGAUUUGUCACCUCCGCGAAAACCACGUUCCCCUGGUUUGAAAUCUGAUUUGUCACCGCCAAGGAGAAGUAGGGCUCAUAAUGAGACAACAUUAACAAGAGAAGAUUCUGAUUUGUCACCUCCUUGCAGGAAGCCAGCUCGGGCUGAUUCACCAGAACCUCGACUUAAGGCUUCUAGAGGUGGUUCUGAUUUAUCUCCUCCUCGGAAGCGGAGGGUUAGGAAUGACACACCCUCACCAGAAGCUUUAGUAAACAGAGCAGAUGGUACUGAUUUAUCUCCUCCUAGGAAACGUAGGGUUCGGAAUGACACACCUUCACCAGAACCUUUAGUAAACCGAACAGAUGGUACUGAUUUAUCUCCUCCAAGGAAACGGAGGGUUCGGAAUGACACACCUUCACCAGAACCUUUAGCAAACAGAGCAGGUGCUGGUCUAUCACCACCUCGGAAACGAAGGGCGAGAAAUGAUACACCUUCACCAAAACGGAGGGUGAAGCCUUUGAGAGAAGGUGCUGAUAGUGAUAUGUCACCUCCACGGCAAAGGUCAAGACGCCAACGUGCACAAUCACCUGAGCCUGAUAUGCCCCCACCUAGACAAUCUCAUGCCCAAACAUCUGAGCUUGUUCAUGAUUCGGAUCUCUCCCCUCCAAGGAAAAGUAGGAGGGAAUCAACUGGUCCUGCUUCUUUGAAACAGCAACCCAAAACUGGUUUAAUUUCUGGCAGUGAUAUUCGAGAAGAAAUUUCAAAAACGAAGAAGGAUGAUUGGUUAAGGUUUAAGGAGAUGGAUCCAUCUGUAAGCGGACGAGGUGCUGAGCCUGUAUUUCGUGAUAAGACAAAAGGGGAGCGCAUAUCAAAAGAAGAGUACCUUAAGUCAAAACGAAAAGGAGGAGAAGAAAAGCCCAAGGAGAAAGAGUUGGAAUGGGGCAAAGGCUUAGCCCAAAAACGUGAAGCUGAGACUAGGUUGCAAGAUUUAGAACUCGAGAAGAGUAAACCAUUUGCUCGAACAAGGGAUGACCCAGAGCUCGACAAUAUGUUGAAGGAUCGACUAAGAUGGGGUGAUCCUAUGGCUCAUUUGGUCAAGAAAAAACAACCUGAGCUGGUUCUUAAAGACCUAGGGGAUGCUGAGAAAAUGAAAGAGUCAGGGUUCAUAGUUCCUCAAGAUAUUCCCCCGCAUAGUUGGAUAGUAAGAAAACUAGAUGCUGCACCAAAUCGUUAUGGUAUAAGACCAGGAAGACAUUGGGACGGAGUCGAUCGUAGUAAUGGUUUUGAGAAGAAAAUGUUCACCAAAUUAAACGAGAAACGAGCAACGGAAAGGGAGGCGUAUCUCUGGUCUGUAUCCGACAUGUGAUUCAACUCAUCCACUGCAGAAAAUUGAGAAAUUAUUUGCUUCAUGGUUUUGUGCCAAAUUUAAAUUAUAACAAAUCAAUGGUUUUGAUCCAUGAUAAUUGACUCAGUGAGUCUUGACUGGUGUAUUAUCAUUUCAAAUCAAUUUUCAUCAACUUUUGGGCGUCAA
Molecule: messenger RNA, 2090 nt
Organism: Gossypium raimondii (Peruvian cotton)
Lineage: Eukaryota; Viridiplantae; Streptophyta; Magnoliopsida; Malvales; Malvaceae
Exons: 9
Coding region: 147-1925 (592 amino acids)
Biological process (GO): mRNA splicing, via spliceosome
Cellular component (GO): RES complex; U2-type spliceosomal complex
Molecular function (GO): RNA binding
Source: RefSeq, a predicted model, not a curated record